Salmo salar (Atlantic salmon) is the source of this 1682-nucleotide messenger RNA. The record is from RefSeq and is a predicted model, not a curated record. NCBI's taxonomy places the organism in Eukaryota, Metazoa, Chordata, Actinopteri, Salmoniformes, Salmonidae.
CAACUGGGUACUUUUUCCAUCACUGCCCUCUACCUCCAAUAAACUAAGGUUACAUCAGAUUCACUUCAACAUGGUCAAAAGUUUCGACCGUUUCUGGGUUCUGGUGCCGCUAAACUGUAUUGUUAGAGAUGACGUUCCUAUGGACUGCAGUUGCUUUCUUCCUCUAUGUGGAAAUAGGUGUACUCCUCAUCCUCUGUCUACCCUUCAUCUCAAUCACCAGAAUGCAAAGUAUCUUCCAGCUGAGAAUAUGGAACAAAAUGUCCAGGAUUUGGACCAAAUUCUUCCUCAACAUCAAAUUAUCCUACAUCAUGAUCACAAUCCUUAUAGGCCUCUUGAUUGACUCUUUGCGUGAGAUGUGGAAGUAUUCGGGGGCGAAGAACAACAAGGAUGCUAUUCUGCAGCCCAACAUGUUUAACCACCUCCACAUGAAGCUGUUCAGAGCCCAGAGGAACCUCUUCAUCGCCGGCUUUUCCCUUUUCCUCUGGCUAGUGCUGAGGCGGGUGAUCACUCUGAUCAACCAGCUGGCGACGGCGUCUAGCACCACGGCCUCUCUGCAGACCAAGGCAGAGAGUGACAACCAAACUGCCAAGAAAUACAUGGAGGACAACGCGCUACUGAAACAGACUCUGAUGGAUGGGAAGGGGAACAAGGCCACAGCAGAUGGAAACGAGCUGCUGAGAAAAGAGAUGGAGAAACUGAGAGAAGAACUGAAGGGUUCAGAGGAAGCCUUGAAAAUGUCCCAAUCCGAGAUGGAAGCUAUGAAGAAACAAUCCGAUGGACUGACCAAAGAAUACGACCGACUGCUGAAAGAACACCAGAAUCUUCAAGAGAGUGGAGACAAAAAGGAUGAUUGAUCGGGCUUAUGACUACAGCGGUCAGAACGUUUACAGAUUGUACCAAGAAACCAGAAAAAAACACUGUCACACAUGCUAUCAUUUUCCUUUGACAUACUGAAGCACUGCAUGAUGUCACCAAAAUACUCCUCCAAAGCACCACUGAGCCGCCAAACAUUAGAUAAAAAGCACCUUAGCACGUUUGUAAUAGAAUAGCUACUACACCAGCCUAGAAAUAGUGUUUAUAGUAUUUGCUGACUUUUGGAGAAUUUCACAGUUGUGAAUGAAUGCCUGCAUGCAUGGCUGUACAAGCUUCAGAUUACAGUGGUCUUCUACUGUGAAUGUAUUUUUGAUGUAAUGGGCUUGCUAUGCUGUUUUUUCCCUGUAUAUGGCAAGAGCACCAUUGCAUUCAUAUAAAUGAUGUCUAUAUUCCAGUUUUUUACCUUAGCAACUAUGCAGAUUACAGAUUGAAUUGUAUGUUUUUUGUAAAACGAAAUGAGCAUUCAGUUCAUAGGGGUAGGGAAGCUAUAUUGAGUCAUUUUUAUUGUUAAAUAUUUAUCAAUGGUGAUGUUUUGUUUCCAUUCCUCUGGAGAUAUUCCACGUACUUAGAUGUUAAGUGGUUUGAGAAUAUUACACAGGGUCAGGGUUCGGCUAGAUUGAAAAUCCUAUAUGGGGUCAUGAUUUUCAAGGAUUCUCAAACACUUACAAAAGUGUGAGGUGAUUCCAGUGGUGUAAAGUACUUCAGUAGUACUUUAAUGUAUUUUUACUUGUUGUUUUUUGGGGUAUCUGUACUUUAUAUUUGACUACUUUUACUUCACCAAUUCCUGAAGAAAAUAUUGUACUUUUUAC